CACUCCGCCUUCUUCUACGGAACCCUCAUGGCCCCCCAAGUCCUGCACCGCGUCUGCCACGGCUCCCACCCAACCUCCCUCCCUCCAACAUUCAACCUCACCACACUCCCAGCCCUCUUAUACGCCCACCGUCGCCACCGCGUAAAAGGUGCCGACUACCCUGCGAUCCUCCCGUCCUCCAACCCCCAAGAUUCCGUCCUCGGAACGUACGUCUCCGGCCUCACAGACGGAGAUUUAUGGAGAUUGGAUAUAUUCGAGGGGAGGGAGUACGAAAGGAGAGGAGUGAGAUGUCAAGUGAUUUCCGAACAUGGGAACGAAGAAAAAGACUGUGAAACUUAUAUCUGGAUCUCGCCACGCGAAGAAUUAGAAGAGGAGGAAUGGGAUUUCGAAGAAUUUAAGAAGGAAAAGAUGAGAUUUUGGGUGGGUGGGGGAGUGGAGAGGGAGGAUUAUACUGGUAGG
Molecule: messenger RNA, 459 nt
Organism: Pseudocercospora fijiensis CIRAD86
Lineage: Eukaryota; Fungi; Ascomycota; Dothideomycetes; Mycosphaerellales; Mycosphaerellaceae
Exons: 2
Source: RefSeq, a predicted model, not a curated record